GUACAUCACAGGGACACACAGGACCUUUUUGCUUCAGGUACCCGGGGUGACUCCCUGCACGGAAAAAUCCCAACUCUGUCCCCCCUAAAACGCUCCGACCCUCCUAACAGAAAGGAUUUGGUGUCCGAGCUCACGCUGGCCAGAGAUCAGCAGCAGCAGCAGCAGAGCAGAGGAGCAGGGAGCUGUCCGUGGUGCUGAAUUCACCAGCUAACAGAGAUCCCCAUUGCACACUCAUGUGCUUGGGCCGCUCCUGAUAGCUCCCAUUCCUAGCAGCGACUGACCACCUCCCCAAACCCAAGAUGGAUGACGAUGGAAGAUACAGAGAUGGCCGCCAGGAUUUCAUCCGUGGCGCUAAAGACAUUGCCAAAGUGGCUAAAAAACAGGUCGGCAAGAAGGUGGGGCGUGGCGUGGACAGAAUGGCCGACGAGUACAGCAAACGCUCCUACAAACGCUUCGAAGAGGAGGAUGAUGAUGACGACUAUGCAGGUGUGCCAAGUAACGAUGGCGGAUAUUACCGCAAUGACAGCCGAGCCAAUGAUGAGGAAGGCCACAGCGACUCCACUGAAGGACAUGAUGAAGAUGAUGAGAUCUAUGAGGGCGAGUACCAGGGAAUCCCAAGGGCUGACUCAGGUAAAGCUGGCAGUAUGGAUGGGGUGACAGCGGCGCAGGCACAACAGUUCAGGGAUCUGUCGGCCUACGAAGGCGAGAGGAGGAAAGACCAGGAGGAACUGGCCCAGCAGUACGAGACCAUCCUGCAGGAGUGUGGCCAUGGGAAGUUCCAGUGGACACUCUACUUUGUCCUCGGGCUGGCGUUGAUGGCAGAUGGCGUGGAGAUCUUUGUGGUUGGCUUCGUGCUGCCCUUUGCAGAGAAGGACAUGUGUCUAUCUGAGCCAAACAAGGGCAUGCUGGGUCUGAUCGUCUACCUGGGGAUGAUGGUUGGCGCCUUCGUCUGGGGUGGCCUGGCUGAUCGGAUCGGCCGGCGGCAGACCCUCCUCAUCUCCCUCUCUAUCAACAGCGUGUUUGGCUUUUUCUCGUCCUUCGUCCAGGGCUACAGCUCCUUCCUGUUCUGCCGUCUGGCCUCUGGUGUGGGUAUUGGUGGCUCAAUUCCCAUUGUGUUUUCCUACUACUCUGAGUUCUUGGCUCAGGAGAAGCGAGGAGAGCACCUGAGCUGGCUCUGCAUGUUCUGGAUGAUCGGUGGUAUCUACGCCUCUGCCAUGGCCUGGGCCAUCAUCCCACACUACGGCUGGAGUUUCCAGAUGGGCUCGGCCUACCAAUUCCACAGCUGGCGUGUCUUUGUGUUGGUGUGUGCCUUCCCUGCUGUGGCGGCCAUCUCUGCACUCACCACCAUGCCUGAGAGCCCCCGCUUCUACCUGGAGAACGGGAAACACGACGAGGCAUGGAUGAUUCUAAAGCAGGUCCAUGACACCAACAUGAGGGCGAAGGGUUACCCAGAGAGGGUUUUCUCUGUGACCACGAUCAAAACAGUGAAGCAGAUGGAUGAACUGGUGAACCUGGGCGAUGGUGCUGCCUGGCAUGAGAAAUGGAGGAUAAAGCUGACGACUCUUUUCCAUCAGGUGUGGAGUAACUUCCAGACCGUUUUCUCACCGCAGUACCGGCGCACCACCUACAUGAUGAUGGCCGUGUGGUUCUCCAUGUCCUUCAGCUACUACGGUCUGACCGUGUGGUUCCCUGACAUGAUCAAGUACCUGCAGAAACAGGAAUACGCCUCACGUACCAAGGUUUUCACCAAGGAGAAAGUAGAACACGUCACCUUUAACUUCACCCUGGAAAACCAGGUCCACCGCCAGGGAAAGUACUUCAACGACAAAUUUAUGAACUUGAAGAUGAGAUCGAUGGUGUUUGAAGACUCGCUGUUCGAGGAGUGUUACUUUGAAGAUAUCACCUCCAGCAACACCUUCUUCAAAAACUGCACCUUCAUCGCCACCCUCUUCUACAACACUGAUCUCUUCAAGUAUAGGUUGGUCAAUUGCAGACUCAUCAACAGUACGUUCCUACACAAUAAAGAAGGCUGUGUACUCAGCGACGUCAGCGAUGAAAACAAUGCCUACAUGGUCUACUUCGUCAGUUUCCUGGGCACCUUAGCUGUGUUGCCAGGGAAUAUAGUCUCUGCGCUGCUCAUGGACAAGAUUGGACGGCUGAGGAUGCUAGCGGGCUCCAGUGUGAUCUCUUGCGUCAGCUGUUUCUUCCUGUCCUUUGGCAACAGCGAGUCGGCCAUGAUUGCUCUGCUUUGCCUGUUUGGGGGAAUCAGCAUCGCUUCCUGGAACGCCCUGGAUGUGCUGACGGUGGAGCUCUACCCCUCUGACAAGAGAACCACCGCCUUCGGCUUCCUCAACGCCCUCUGUAAAUUAGCGGCUGUUUUAGGCAUAAGCAUCUUCACCUCGUUUGUUGGUAUCACCAAGGCCGUGCCCAUCCUCUUUGCCUCGGGGGCGCUGGCGGCAGGCAGUUUUCUGGCCCUUAAACUACCAGAGACCCGGGGUCAGGUGCUGCAAUAGUGUGGCGCCACCAACUUUCCAGGGGAGCGGAAGAGUUUUUCGCCACACUGUGAAUGAAGAGCUCAAGAGCCCUUAAAAUCCUACCCUCUAACCCCUCCUUCACGUUGAUAGAGUUACGUAAGUGCUCAUGCUUCAAGACAACACAGAGGAGCGACACAGAUUAGCUGUAGAUCUUGAUAGGUCCCAUCAUAAGAUUCCUUGAAAAAUACCUUGAGCUUAGGUAGAAUUACUGCUCUUGAGUAGUUGUCAAGUAAGAGGCAAAAGUCAAUCAGAGAGCAGCAUUUCAAUAUAAAAUUUCGAUUUGAUUCAUCCAGCUGGGGUUGGAGGUCAGGGGACGGGGGUUCUUGAUGAUGAGCCAUGGAAAUAGACUCAUAGAAAUGACCACUAGCCAUUGUUUCGGAGUUCUCUGUAGUCACCUCCAUCCUCCUGAGCAAAUUCAACUCACCUGUCAAGUCUUGAGUACUUUGCCAUUGUUGGACAUAGAAUCAAAAAUGCGACAUUCUCUGCCUUGAUUUGAAGCAUUUUUGACUUUUUCGGGGUAAAACCAAGACUCAACUCUCUUGGCUUUCUCUUUAACAAAGACCUCUCCUCAUUUUUUCUCUCCUAAAGGUCUUGUGUUGGUGUACAGACUAACUGCCAUUUUAUAGAUUAUAGAACAUUCCAGGUUUGCUUUUGUUGUUGUUAAAAUGUGGCGAGGAGAUCAAUCGAGGCUCUUUUUCUCCCUUUAAAACAUUGUUUCUGAUCACGCCAUGAGACAUUCAAGUCAUACGUUUCCCAUUUCAUGUUUUCAAUCUUGUGUCAUAAUCGCCAUUUCAUCACAAAGAUGAAGCCGUUUGUUCAAAUGUACAUUCGAAGCACAACCAUUUGCCAGUGUGAAUGUCCCUCAACAUUUUCUUGACUUGAUGAAAAUGUUAAAAAAACUCACAGUCACCAUUUUUCAAUCAUCCUGUGUAUCCCUUUGUAUGAAAUGCCUUUUUAGUACCUCCCCUAGACUUACAGUACGUUUGCCUCUUAUAAAACAUGUUUGGAGGGUGUUAUGCAUGUCAUAAAGUAUGUAUGUAAAUUUAUGGAAAUUGAGAAAACAACAUGUAAGUUACAUUUUUUGAAACCCUCCCAUGGCUUAAUUUUGUGUAAUAUUUUGACAUUUCCUACCCACAAAAUACAGCACAGUGCUUUUUUUCUGCUGUAGGUUGCAGUAAACAUUCACCCAAAGUAAAAUAGUAACACAAAUCACUCUUAUAAAACAUAAUAAGUGGACGUAAAGUGCAGGCACGAACUGUGUUCGGUGUGUAAGAGAUGACAGAUAAACUAUAAUCAGAUUCUUUGUGUGAACUGAAUGUUUAUAUUAAUGUGAGUGUGCUUCUUGGUGCAAUAUUGAACCUCUGUGCAAUAUUGGGAUUAUUUUUAUUUAUGUCUUCUAGCAUUUUACAUUCGGCAAAACCUUUUCUGGUUUGUGAAUGGUUGUGGGCUAGCUGUCUUAGAUUGACAAAUGAAUAUGAUGUGAUAAAAAAGGACAAGCAUCACCUGCAGAGAGUAGCAUCAGGAGGGUGUUUGCACCAAAAAUUUAAACUAGCAGCAGAGUUGUCCUCCUUCCAAUUUCCUAAACGUGAGAUGUGUAUGUACUGGAACAGUAGUGAUUUAUUGCAGUCUUAAUGAUGAUUCUGCUCAUGGGGUAUGGCUUUGGAGUGCACUGGACCUUGUGUUUACUUGUGCUUUAUCAUAUUAUUAUAUUAUACAAAUGUAGCUAGAUAUAACAUGAGAUUCACCGUAGAGAACUCACUGCCAAGGGCUGCCUGUCAUACAUCCCACAUUGGUAAAAGCACAGCGAGUUGGCAAAAAUGACAACAUUCCCCCUGAACUAGAGAAGCAAACGUGAUGCGUUCACAAUUACAUGUUAAAACACAAAAAACAACAAAAGUUCUCAUCAAGACUGCCAUUUUUGUAGGAUAGCAGCCAUACACAGACUCAAGAAUAAAUAGAAGACCCAUUGCACUAAAUGUACUGUCGUACAUGCACAAUUGUGAAUGCCUUGAGUGCUUCAAGACACAAUCUGAUGCAGCCUUGCUAUAGAGGUAUAAAAAUAACAAGGUGUUUAGCAAGAGCACAAAGACCAAAAUCAACCAAGAUUGUCAACAUGGGUGAACAUUAGGUGCUUUGAGCUUUGACGACCUGCCCCCUUGGAUUUCGAUCCCUCUCACUGAUUUUAUGUCCCAAAUUUGACAUCCAAUCCAUUAUCUAUGAGUGUGCCAUCUCUCAUUAAUUAUUGCCAAAUAUUUUGUAUGGCCUGAGUUUACACAUUACACCAUCAGUUCUCUGUUAUAGAUAUGAAAAUAUGUAAAUAAAAGUACUUAUAAUGUAACUAAUGAGAUAGCUCUUCAAAGCUUUGGACCCCUGGAAAUUUGCAGUGAGAGUCGGUCUCUUUCAAUGAAUCAUGCAAAACAAGAAGUGGAAUCAUUUUUAGGACUUUCACAGGUCACCUGAAACCCUAUCUUAUUUUGCAUGAAACUCUGGCUUCAUUAGCCUAAACGGCCAGCACAUGAGAGAGGAAAAUCAGCCCAAAUUCCCUUUUCAAAGCACACUGAUAGUAUGUAAAACGCACAUUAACUGUACAAACAAAAAAAGCUAAGCAUCAGCAGUCCUAUUCUUCGUAUGUUGUCCUGUAUCACCCAUGAAAUUAAGAACAACGAUGUCAAGAUAACUUGUAUUUGUUUGAAAUGGAUUGCCAUUAAAGCGCUAACCUGUCUCAGUGACUCAGUUCAGGCUCCUUCUAAGUCUAAAUUGUCUGGUAGAUACAUAUCUUAGCUUAUGUUACAGGGUUUUUUGUAUAAUUAACUUGUUGCCUGAGCAACAGUCAAUUGUGAGUGCAAAAAGUUAACAAAGCAAUAAGUGUUUGGGUAUUUGUCUCCUGUUCUCUUCUUUGAAGCUAUUGGGAAUGGGAGCACAUGACUUUAUGCUGGCCUUGUCCUCUAAAAUGCUGAGUGUUGGCUUAAUAAUGACACAGGACUUAACAGCUAACAUUUGUGUGUACUCUCUAAAACAACCCUGAGUCUUGAGGCUUUUGUCAAUAAGAUUGCAUUGCCAUUAAUUAAAUGUAACAAAGAAUUUAUCACCUUUGUCAUUGUACUGUGCUGUAGAAACUGUAGUUGAUUGUUUGUAAGUAUAGAAACUGUUUGUGGAACCAUGAAUAUAUAAAAAAGUUAUAUAAAAAAGAAGUGUAAAUGAACAAUGAUGUAUGUUGUCUUUGAUUUUGUGUAUUUUGUAAAAAAUGAGGAUGAAAUCUAAGUAAAUACAUCAAUGUUAAAUACUGGUUAUGAAUCAUAGUUAGCCUAAAUGUGACAACAUCAGUUCUGUUUAAAGGUGUGUGAGAUUUUUUCUUAUAUUUUCUCAUUGUUGAUUUUUGAUCGGGUUUGCACUCUGCUGUGCGUCUGACCCUUUGGAAUCACAAUGGAUAACAAAGAACCAUGAAGAAUAAACAA
Molecule: messenger RNA, 5989 nt
Organism: Cheilinus undulatus (humphead wrasse)
Lineage: Eukaryota; Metazoa; Chordata; Actinopteri; Labriformes; Labridae
Gene: sv2a
Product: synaptic vesicle glycoprotein 2A
Exons: 13
Coding region: 300-2513 (737 amino acids)
Biological process (GO): chemical synaptic transmission; transmembrane transport
Cellular component (GO): membrane
Molecular function (GO): transmembrane transporter activity
Source: RefSeq, a predicted model, not a curated record